GCCGCCCACCUCCACCGGUGCCCGCUGGUGGAUUGACGUAUCACAGUGCAAUAAGCUUUGUCAACAGGUGACUCCAACAAUCUGUAUAAAGACUGCUCCGCGAGACUGAGCUACAUUUCAGAACCAUGGAGAGCUCCCGCCUAUUCGCCCUGCUAGGAGCCGCUUUAUUGUUGCUGGUGGGAGCCCACGGUCAGGAAGAAGGCGAGCUUCAACCCCGAGCCUUGGAUCUCUAUUCCACCAUGGAGGAUACGUCCCACGAGAAGGAGCUGAUUGAAGCACUGCAGGAAGUCCUGGAGAAGCUGAAAAGCAAACGGCUCCCACAUUAUGAGAAGAAGUAUGGUCAAGUCCCCAUGUGUGAUGCAGGAGAGCAGUGCGCAGUGAGAAAAGGUGCCAGGAUUGGAAAGCUCUGUGACUGUCCCAGAGGAACAUCUUGCAAUACUUUUCUCUUGAAGUGCUUGUAAAGAAAAGUCCCUCCCCCAACCUCUGGAGAGCAGAGAAAAGAGCCAGUUGCCUUGUCUGAAGAAUUAAUCCUGAGAUGUGGAUGCAGGUGGGUGGGGUGGAGAAUGGUCUGCAUUCAUCACAUACAAAGAAGUGGGUGGGGGGAGGGAAACCAGUGUAAGGGUGAUGUGAACUGUUGCUUUUAGGAUUUCUUCUGCCGUUUCUUCUUGCCAUUAGUUUCCUUCUUUACUCCUCUCCUAUUUUUUUCCCCAUAUGUGUACAUCAGUGUGCAAAGAAUGAAUUGAUAUUUUCAGAACUGUAUUUUUGAAUGUAGAUGGUCUUCAUGAAAAUUAGCUCUAGAAAAUUCAUUAAUCUACUUCCCCUGAAAUACAAAUACAGGAAGAAAUUAGAGGACAAAUAGAGGGGUUCAUCAAAUUAACAAUACAUAGGAAUGAUUAAAAGACAAACAAAUAUUUCAAAAAUAAAAUGCAAAUAUCCAUUUCACAACAGGUAUACAUGUGUAUACCAACUGUAAGUAAACAGUGGCACAUUCCAAAAAUACCUUACUAAACAACUCUUUCAUCUCAGUUUGGUAGUAACUUCAACUCAGUAUCUCCAGCUUCCUCGGGCAGUAAUAUUUUUGAAAUAUAUAACAGAGGAAGCCACCUAAAUCCUGUCUGCUAGGAUCUUUUGAGACUAAGAUGGAAAGAAAAACUAGGAAUCUUUUUCCUUGGCAAAAUAUGUAAUGGAAUUCCUGAUGUUUCUAUCUGAAAAAGCAACAUCAUAAUAUGUAAUUAUAACUGUAAUUCAAGUAUGUGUCAAUAGUGACAGCCUGAUCAAGUCAUCAGUAGAUGUCUGCUUCUUGGUUGCUAAGUAGAAAAAUAUGAGACAAGACUAUGUUGACAUUAUACUUGGCUGAUUAGUAUACAUAUUCAAGGAUAUUGCAAGGACCUACUUCAAAUAAAUUACAAUUUCUGAAUGUUCAUCAACAGUUUUAUCUAUUAAAAAGCAUUUAUAUUAGAUCACUGAUCACUGCCCAUAUAGCAUUGUUUUGGGGCCAGUGUAAAAAUCAGUGCUUCCAAGCAACAUCAUUGUUAUCUAAUUCCUAUGUUAAGAGUUGGUCAGGAUUGAGAAGAAUUUGGCUGGGCAUCAGAAACUCCAAACACAUAAGAAAUGAGUCAUGAAAGCUAUGAGGAGCCCAAGAACUCCCAUCUUCUAAAGUUGCUUAAAGUGAUGAAAUAUAAAACAGUUUCAGUUUUGAGAUACUAUUUCCCAUAAUCUGACACUGAAGAAAGGUAUAAACAUGUACCACAUAAAAUGCUUUUUCCUUUGAGACAAUAACCAUUUAUUUAUGUAUACAAUUCAACUCUAUUGUAAUGGGUUCAAGCAACUUAAGGCAGAGUUAUAUCAGUUCACAUUUUACAGAUAUGCAUAUGUCAAACUGUGAGAAUGGAUAUCUAUAAUGGAAAGAUUCUAAGAAUUCUUAAAUAAAGCACAUAAAUCUGUUACUUCUAUAACAAUGUAUAGCUCAAGCUUCCAAAUAUUUUUCAAUAAUGUCCUAUUGUCUUUUACUAAUUUAUUUGAUCAUUAAUAAAAUCAUUGUU
This is a messenger RNA of Python bivittatus (Burmese python), 2042 nucleotides long. It is a transcript of the gene CARTPT, whose product is annotated as CART prepropeptide. The record is from RefSeq and is a predicted model, not a curated record. Gene Ontology annotation, biological process: G protein-coupled receptor signaling pathway; positive regulation of MAPK cascade; negative regulation of appetite. Gene Ontology annotation, molecular function: neuropeptide hormone activity. NCBI's taxonomy places the organism in Eukaryota, Metazoa, Chordata, Lepidosauria, Squamata, Pythonidae.